CAGUUCCACACUGCACGAUUUACCUGUUCUCUUUUUAUUCUACUUUAUUUUAUCACCUGCUCAUAUUUUUUUUUUCUUCAACAAUUUGAAAAUAGUAUUAAAACAACAUUGCAGUUUCUCCAUCGCUUGUUACUGUUUCCUUUUCAAGAGCCUGGAUUUAUCCAGACCCCCGAUCUUGGUGUGAUUGAUGGUCUCUCUGUCUCUUUCGAGAGAGUUAGGAGAGAGGUUCCUGCGAAGUGUUCUCUCCUCUUUUUCGAGCUUUUGGAUUUUCUUGUGAAGUGUUCUUCGUAAAGAUUCCUUGAAGCAAGAGGAGCUGAACCGACUUGCAGAGCAACGGAUUUCUCUUGAAUCUCUCUUGAAUAUCCGGUUCCUUGCCUAGGCCUAAAGCGAAAGCGAUACUCCUACUGAGACUAGAGAAGAAAAGUUUUUUUCACUGCGAAAAGCGUCUUCCUCGUGGAAUCUCGUAAAGAUUUUCUAUCAAAGUAGAUUCUACUGUAUCAUCAGCCGUGCUUCUCUCCGAUUUCCAAGUAGUUUUUCUGCUUUUAUGUUUCCUUUCUAUACAUUUUUAUAUCAAGUGCAUUACUGAGGUGGCUCGUCUCUGGUUUCCGGUACUAUAGCUAGUGCAAAGGCAGAGAAAUCUGGUGGCUCUAGAAUCAUAUUGAGGGAUUCACAAGGCAUAUAUUAAGAAAACCUCUGAACUUGGGAAAUCCAUUACAAACGAUUUGCAAUGGAAUUCUUCUCAUUUUCAUCCGCGCUUACCUGUUUUGUCGUUCUAACUUCUCUUCUUUCUGAAUCCACCGCUGUAACCCCGUCGGAUUCCCAGCAACCUCUGAAACCCGGUGACUUCUCCACAACAAACACUGUUCCCGCCUUUCCCGUCCAAACACAAGCGCAGAUAUGCCAUCUUGACCUCUCUGACGAGCUCUUCGGCGGUGUCAGUGAAGCAUGCGGUCACAACCUUGACCGUAGCCGCUGUUGUCCGGUUCUCGCAGCUUGGCUCUUCGCAGCGCAUGCUAGGUCAGCACUUCAGGUUUCGGCGGCCGCGCCGACUUCAUCAGAUGGUCCAAUGAUGCCCGACGAUUCACAGAAGUGCGUUAACUCACUCCAGAGCUCUUUCCAGAAUCGUAACAUUCACAUUCCUCAGCCGAAUUCAACGUGCGACGCGAUUCUUUGUUUCUGUGGAAUUCGGCUCCAUCAGAUCAGCUCACUGAGCUGCCCCGCCGCGUUUAACGUUACUUCCUACCGGAACGCGACACCGACGGCUGCCGUAAAGAAUUUGGAACAGAAUUGCCGGAAUUCGUCAUAUGCCGGCUGCACUAAGUGCCUCGGCGCCCUCGAAAAGCUCAAGGGAGAUGGGAAGAACGGAACGGGAGAAAACAGCGACCGAGUGAGCAAGAUGCUCGGUAGGGAUUGCCAACUGAUGGGGCUGACGUGGCUACUGGCGAGGAACAAAACGGCGUAUAUCCCAACGGUGUCAGCGGUGCUACGUGCGAUCCUGUACAGUGCGCACCCUCCACACCAGUCAACGUGCAGUCCAGAUCAGGAGAACAUGCCGUUGGCCGUUGAUUCCCUCCAGUUCGGGAGACUGGAUUCUUCUCCGGCUACUGCUGUUGUUCUUGAUCGUCAUAUCGUACGGUUACCGGCUCUGUCUCUCGUAGCCCUGGCGGUCAGUUCCUUGGCGUUGGCCUUCGUCGUGUAAAAAUCAGCAUUCUCUUUCUCUCUGCAAAUUCUGUCGGUCACGUGAAGCUACAAGACAACCGGGGACAUGGUAAUGGGGGCCCUUUUCGUCUUUUUGCUACCCACUGUAUAUUACAGGCAGCUCGUUUUCAGAUCUAUUUUUGACAUCUAGCGUGUGUGUGAGUCAUCAGUCACCCGGUCUGUCAUUUUAGCUUUAUCUUUCUUAUCUUACUGUUCAACACUAUAAAAGAAAAGAAAAAAGGUACUGCUUAUAGGCUUUGUAUAUCUCUCUAUCUAUGACCUUUUGCACAGUGCAGCGACUUGACAGUGUUAUUCAGCUUCUCGUCCA
Messenger RNA from Nelumbo nucifera (sacred lotus), 2026 nucleotides. RefSeq names its product putative GPI-anchored protein At4g28100. The record is from RefSeq and is a predicted model, not a curated record. Lineage: Eukaryota; Viridiplantae; Streptophyta; Magnoliopsida; Proteales; Nelumbonaceae.